AUCCGUACAGACGGCAUGGAGGUGAAGUGCAGGGGACAUACGUCUAUACCACCCAGGAUGGACAGGGGGACCUCCCUGACCCAGGCCUCGUCAUGACCGGCACCAAGUGUGGAGAGGGGCAGGUGUGCAGGGACCGCCGGUGUCAAAACGCCUCUUUCACCGAGCUGGAGAGCUGCAUCGCUCGCUGCCAUGGCCAUGGGGUGUGCAACAGCAAUGCCAACUGUCACUGUAACCGAGGGUGGGCACCUCCCUUCUGUGAGAAGCUUGGUCUGGGAGGCAGUGUGGACAGUGGGCCUGUCCAGUACCACAGUCAGCUGGGCUUGGUGUUAGGUCUUCUGUUUGUCUUCCUGCGUUCUCCUACCUGGGAUCCUCAUCACCUUCUACUGCUAUAAGAUCAAGAGCUCCUGCUACCACAAGUGGCUCUCCCAGAGAGAACAAGAACAACAAGGCUAACAGACUUUGAAGGCUCCAUGGCGAAGGGUAAGAAUGGACACCUCAACCCGGCGUUUCAUCUGAAGGUGGUGGGGCGCGAACAAAGGAAACAGUCAC
Salvelinus sp. IW2-2015 is the source of this 549-nucleotide messenger RNA. The record is from RefSeq and is a predicted model, not a curated record. Lineage: Eukaryota; Metazoa; Chordata; Actinopteri; Salmoniformes; Salmonidae.